Messenger RNA from Geodia barretti, 3339 nucleotides. The record is from the annotation of a GenBank genome assembly. Lineage: Eukaryota; Metazoa; Porifera; Demospongiae; Tetractinellida; Geodiidae.
AUGGCGUCCGGAAAAAAGGCUCUGCUGAUCCUGGCUCCUGGGGCGGAGGAGAUGGAGACGGUCAUCACGGCCGACGUCUUACGGAGAGCCAAGGUUGAGGUGAUCAUAGCCGGCCUGGACUCGGCCGAGCCCGUGGAAUGCAGCCGCGGGGUCAAGAUUCUCCCAGAUUCCUCGCUGGAUUCGGCCGCCGAGCGGGGCCCGUACGACUUGGUCGUUCUACCGGGGGGCUUGGGGGGCGCAAAAAGACUCUCCGAGUCUCCCAAAGUGAAGCAGAUUCUGCAGGCGCAGGAGAGCGGUGGGCAGUAUAUAGCAGCUGUGUGCGCGGGGCCGACCGCUCUUCUGGCCCACGGGAUCGGUAAAGGGAAGCAGGUUACCUCUCACCCGGUCGUGAGGGAGAAGAUGGAGGAAAGCUACAGUUACACGGAGGCCCGCGUGAGCAGGGACGGGACCCUUAUCACCAGUCAAGGACCGGGGACCUGCUUCGAGUUCGCUCUCGUCCUCGUGACUGCACUGCUCGGCGAGGAGACGGCCAAGGACCCGGUGACUGAAAACAGGGAUCGUAGAUUCGGAUCUGUUUGGCACGAAAUUGUCCUCUCCCGAGACCUUUACAGUAUGGCCAAACUCCCUAUGUUGUUUCUACUGCCUGUUUUGGCCGCUACGACAGGUACUGCUCUAUGGUCCCACGUCUGGAGCGACUGCCUUGUGGUUGUCAGUAAUGCUACUGAUGGAAUUGGAAUAAAGGUCGCCUGUGACAGGGAUAGCGUCGUACACCAGCGGAAUUUCGCCGGCUAUUUUCUCUCCCCCCUCAACACGAACGAGAUUUGGGUGGAAAACCUGACGACUGGCGACGAUACUUCCGUACGCUACGCCCUUCUAUUGCCCCUGGCGCGAGAGAUCGGAGUGCUGGAUGUCCAGUACAGCGGAGCCACAGGAGAAUGGGCCACUCAACUUUGGCCCAUGGAAAUGGACGGUGUUGAGGGGUCAUGUCAGACCCUAUUCAUCCAUAGAUUCAAGAACGCUCUAUACUCGGUGUGUAUCUUCAAAAUGGGUCCUGACUCUAGCUCACUGCGACUGUACGAGAUAACGCUCAACACGAGUGCCCUUGAAGAAUCGUCAGUGAGUUUUGAAAGUUUCGCUACGUUGAAUGGGGAAAGAUUCACAAACGUCGUAUAUGCUCAACGUGAACAAAACAACCAAUAUUUCUUUGUCGUAAUUGAUGGUGAUGUUGCAUACAUUGAUCCUUCAAACCAUGGACGGGACCUGUAUCCCCUGGGGUAUGAUGAAGAGUGCACCAAUGUUACGUUUCUUCAAUACGUAGUUCUUUCUUCUGACCUACUAGUCCAUCUUUCUUGCUGUACAGAGGAUCAAACCUGCUCACGUCGUGGAAUAUACUACAAUACCUACCGAGAGAAAUCCCUCGAACUAAGUGAAGGAUUGCCUUAUCGUUGUCCAGACUUUGAGACGGAGGUGGUUAUUCAUGAGUCAACCAACCAGUUUCAUGUCAGGGGAAUGAACUAUGAACUGGAGGGAGACGGCUUUCGUCAUGGACUCUGCUCUGGCAGCUCUAGCAAUCCUUGGUUUGCCUAUCAAGACAACACUGGGAAGAUUUUUGUCAUAGACCUCUCUCCCUCGACCACACCCACGCUUCACAGGGUGUCUGAACAUGGCUGUUUGCAGGGCCCAAGCUGUAGUCCCAUUAGAAACGUCAGUGGUAUUCUUGUGAUUCAGGAGUUUGACCAGGACAGCCAGCUAAUACUUGCCAAGGGAAUACGACCUCAUGCAAACUACUCGGUAGUCUUUGCAGUUACCAACAACCCAAAGCCAAGUUUCUUCGCCCUUCUCAACAUCCCUUUAAAACGUUUACUGCCGUCUUCUACAAUCUUCACAAACACAGUUACUUCUUUCAGGUGCACAGUUGCAUCAUGUCACCCAAGUCCAUCCCCUGUGGAUCCCACACACACCUCGAUAAUAUAUUCACCAUCAUCAAUGUCUUCCCCUGCACCUUCUACAACCGUGAAUAUGCUGGCAGUAAUAAUACCAUCUGUGGUGGUGGGAGUGAUUAUUUUACUUUGUCUGGCUGUAUCUUUACCUAUAGGCAUCAGAAUGAGGUAUGUUUCACAGUCAGAAAAACAGAAAGGUUUUUUCAGGGCGAAGUGUUCAAGAAAAACUUCUUGUAGAAAACCUGUUGACCGACCCCCUCCUCAACUUGACCUGGAUAGACUCUCUCAUAAUUCCGAGCUGCCUGUCAAUGUAAACCAGCAUGGAUCAGAGCAGAGAGGAGACUCUCCAGCUUCAGCAAACAACUCUAUCUCUCAGGGUGAUAUAGGAACUGAGCCCCCAGAGAUUUUAAAUCGGGGUUCACAUGAGACGGAAAUCCCCAGUGAAGGCAUUAAAUUAUCAUCCACGGUGAACCAACAUCUUCCGAAAACACACCAUAGUUUCCCUUCGCGCCUUUCCUCUGGUGGGUCUACCGGCAACCCAGGCAGUUUGGCAACUGUAAGUCAAGACCGCUUGCCAGCAGCUGGCUUGAGACAUGUACAAUCAGCUGGACCCCCAACUCUUCAACACACUGCUCAUUUGGAUUUCGAUGUACUCACUACAACUGCAGUUCAGUCAAGUGUUAACAGCCAUACAGCAGUUGUCAUGGGAGUACAUUUUCCCCUUCUUCGUUCACCAGCACAUCAGCCACAACAGGCACCAGCAGUAGUGUCUACAAAUCCUUUGACAGGGGAGGUGCAUCGGAGCGGAAGGUCUUCUUGACUUUCAAACCCCUCACAAUACCCUUUUUGAUUGCUGUAAUAUUGCAUGUAUAAUAAAUUAUAGCACGAGGAGCUUGCUCCAUACAUAUGGUAUAAUACUACAAAAUUGUCUACAGUGCCGAUUCCAUGUUCCACAUCUUGUGUUCCAUGUCAUUACAAUCUUGUUCACGUUCGGUCCGCUCAUCGUAGUUGUCUCGGACCUCCCCAGGCGUGAACCUAGUUCUGUCCGCCGUAUUUCCGGUGGCGACCAUGACCAUCUGCUCUCCUGGAUCAUCAGCUUCACUGGGAGAGACAGCUACUGCAUCUACAACAUCCUCUCCAAUAGGAAGAACUGGAAUAGACUCCACAGCUGAAGACGCAUCAGAUUCCCCUGACACACCAGUAGCAGAAUCAAUCUCGCCCUCUCUGCAAGCACCAGCAGUGACAUCACUUUCCCUGGACACACGCAUUACAUCAUCAUAAGAGAAAGGAAGCAUUAUGUAAACCAGAUGUGGUAAACUGUUUUGUUAGCCAGGAGUGUGCAACACCAUGCUGGUUUUGGUGCACCACACUCUUGCUGAAGCAUGAUCUCAUAAUAAUU